UCGAAAGAAACGAGAGAAAAAGGGGGGGAAAAUGAGGCGAAGGCUUAGGCUCCCGAGCUCCUCCGACGAAGACGACGACGACCGGCGGCCCCAAACCCUAACCUCUCCAAAGCCUAGCCCUAACCGCAAUCCUCCCCCCGCUGCUCCCAAUCCUCCCCUCGAGAUAUCCGACGACGACUUCGUCGACGUGCCGGACGUCCUCUCCCCGCCCUCCCCUCCGCCGCCGCCCCCCGCUCGCCCCGCCGGAGCCCCCGAGGACAACGACGGAUCAUUAUCCGUGCCAUGGACGGGCUUAGAUGGCUCUCUGCGGCCGAUCGAUGAGUUCCUCCGGAGGCUCGGCCUCCGGCUCCGGCCGGAAUGGCUGGGCUUCUGCGUCAAAGCCCUGACGAGCUACGGGUCCGGCUUCGAGGGCCUGGACAUAGCCGGUAAGGCGAGGAGGUGCUUCGAGCAGUUCCUCCUCUCCGACAUGAAUAUCUGUGGCGCUGGCGUCCUUCCUGAGAACGUGCAAGCCAUGCAUAAGGCCGAUCUGGAGGGGCCUUUCGUUCUCCAGGUUGAUGAAAUAAUUAACAUCUCUGCUCCUCUUCGAGAAAGGUAUCAUGAUGCACCUGCUGGAUUUAAAAGGUGCUUGAAAUUGUCAAUGACAGAUGGUGUUCAGCGCAUAUUUGGCAUGGAAUAUAGGCCUAUCAGAGAAUUGGAAGUUCUUGCUCCUGCUGGUUUUAAGAUUAUUAUUUGUAAUGUACACAUACGACGAGGGCUUCUAAUGCUGGUCCCCGAAGUUUUGGAGGUUCUUGGGGGGCAGGUUGAUGAUCUGGACGCAGCUCGUCAAAGGCUAGUUGGCGAAGUGAAUAAACCACCACGAAGCAAAAGGAAGCAAUGUGGACUCCCUUUGUCUAGAAGAGCUUCGCUUGCUGCUUGGCCAUCUGAUGUCAUAAAUAAUGGUGCACAAACAAACAUCCCAUCUCUCAAAAUGUGAAUAAUCCCCGAGAAUUGGCUCAAGUUGUAAGAGAUCGACAAUUUAGACGCUGCGACUACUGGGAUAUUGCUAAAGAAAUGGAAAGGUCAACAUUUAUUAACUUUUCUUAGUACUUACGUACGUACGUACAUACAUACGUACAUACAUGCAUACAUACAUUUGUGGAGAGAGAGAGUUAAGCUUAUGAGGCACUAAAUUAUUAGAAAUUUGAUCUGUAUAUGUUUUAAAGAAUUUA
Messenger RNA from Phoenix dactylifera (date palm), 1208 nucleotides. The record is from RefSeq and is a predicted model, not a curated record. Lineage: Eukaryota; Viridiplantae; Streptophyta; Magnoliopsida; Arecales; Arecaceae.